AUGGAAGAUCAAAUAGUAAAUGCUAUACAUAUAGCAUUGGACGAGUCGGCUGACCAGAAGCUACAGUUGCAAGCGUGUGAGUUUCUCAAUGAGGUCAAGAGCUCGAAAAAUGGCUAUGACACAGCAUUGACUCUUUUAGCCGCGUCAGCACCAAUUACAUCGCCAAUAUCGUCGGCGACACCAGCAUCAGUGUCAGCGUCAGUGUCAGCGUCGACAUCGGCAGCGGCAGCGGCAAACACAGCAUCCGUCAACAGUCUUGCGCCCGAGUUGAAAUUCUAUUUAUUCGGUGUUAUUGAAGAGAAUACAGACGAGUUGAACCAGGAAGAAUGCCAUCAGCUAUCGCUAACGAUGUUUAAGUUACUAUCCGCAUACAUCCUCCACCAAGUCAAGGAUCCGCCAUAUUUGAAAAACAAAUUGGCUCAAGUGUUUGCCAAAAUUUUUACUCGUGUUUAUUUAACCACUUGUCCAAACUUUCUAGUAGAUUUACUCGCCUCUAUCGAGUCCAAUAGCCAGCUAGCGGUAGAUUAUUAUACUAGGAUUUUAAUUAGUAUUCAUUUAGAGAUUGGUGACAAGUAUAUUAGACGUUCCCCGUCUAUCUCGGAAAGAAACAAUUUGCUUCGAGAUGCCAUUAGGGAUAAAGAUAUGACUAGUUUAGUAUCGAGUUGGUUCAAAAUACUUUCAGAUACCAAUAAUACCAGUGAGAUUCUAAAUAAUACGUUAAAUAUCAUAGCCCAGUACGUUGACUGGAUGGAAAUAAGCUUGUUUGUUUCUCCACGUACUAUUAGCAUCAUUGCAAGUUAUUUCCAACGAGAGGGAGAGCGCAAUUCAACUUGCGAAACCUUAAUCCGUAUAUUAUCCAAAAAGAUGCCUCCUUCCAAUAAGUUGGAGCUCAUUACUCUUCUCAACUUGCCGGAUCUCAUAACCAUUAUUGAUUUGUCUCAAGAUAUUGAGUUUGUUGAACACGUUGCAAAAUUGGCAAAUCAAAUGGGAGAGGAGUUAAUAAUUGUUUUGGGAAACGAUCCAAACACUAUUAAUGAGGUGACUGGACACCUACGCAUACUAUGGCCAAUCAUUCUUACUUUUUUGGGUCAUGAGUAUGAUGAUGUGAGCCAAGUUGUGUUUUCUUUUAUUCAACAAUUUCUAGCAGCUUGCAAAAAGUAUUCCCAAUUAUACUCAAUGGAGCUUCUAUCUAGUCUUUUAAACAAGCUCAUUAUCAAGAUGAAAUAUAGCGAUGAUGAAGAUGGUGGUGGUGGUGGUGACGACGACGACGGCAAAAUUGAUUCCGAUGAGGAGACUGAACAACAAUUCACCGAGUUUAGAGCAAGAUUGAAACUUUUCCAAGACAAUAUAGCCAUAUUAGCACCGGAUUUGUAUAUAGAAACCAUUCCUGUGGUUAUUAACGAGUCACUCUUUCUGGGGGACAAAUCAUGGAGAACUUUGGAAUUGGGGUUAUUUGAGUUGAACAAUUUUUCAGAGAGCUUAAAGCUGAAUUACUUAAAUGUACCCAAGAACAAAAUAAACGAAAGCAAACUCUACUCAAUACUUCAGGAGUUUUUGAUAAAGUUGAUAGAAUCUUCUUUUUUGUUGGAAGUCAAUCAUCCCCAUAUUCAAUCCAGUUUUUUUGAGCUUGUUGUUAAACACUAUAGUUUUUUAAACUCGCAUGAGAAUAGAAAAGAUUUGGUACUUCGAAUUUUGGAGAUUUUCACGAGCCCAUUAGGUUUGUUUAAUAAUAAUGAAAAAGUUAGGCUUAGAAGCUGGUACUUGUUUUUCAGAUUUAUGAAAUUGACAAAGCCCAAAAUGGAUAGCGAAAGCUUGAUCGAACAGAUCAUAGUCAAAUUGCAACCUUUGUUGAUAAUAAAGGCUGAAUUGCCAACGCGUGAUGAGGAUGACGAUAUAGUGGAAAAUGGCAAUUUCAAUAAUCAGCAGUACCUUUUUGAAACCAUGGGUUUGCUCAUCUCGUUAAUUCCCAACGAAUUAUCCUCAUUAAAAGUUAAACUAAUGGGAGCCAUUUUCCAGCCCAUCUUCAACGAUUUGGAAAAAUGUAUUUCCAUUGCUGACAAAGAGCCAAUUAUUGUAUUGCAAGCCCAUCAUUCUCUUAUGGCACUUGGAACAAUUGUUAGAGGCUACGAUUACGAAACAAAUUUGAAAUUUUCUUUAGAAAUUGUUGAAAAAGUGGAUAACGCAGCUCAAGUUGUUUUGAUCACAUUGGAGAACUUUCCCAAAUCCGAGAGCAUUAGAGAUGCGUCGCGGUUUGCAUUUGCCAGAUUUAUACCCAUUUUAAGCACAUCCAAUAUAAGUGCUCAUUUAACCAAAUUAAUAACGAUUAUUUGGUCUGCUCCUAAUUUGAAAAUUAGAGAGAUUAGCGAUUUUAUGAGCUUCCUUGGUCAAAUUGCACACAGUUAUAGAGCAAACGAAAAUAUCUAUCAAUUACUUAACAAUUUCCUAUCCCCAUUGUUCACCAAAGUUUUUGAUACUUUAGACCAGUCAACUUCUGAAGCCGAUGAGUUGAGACCAGACAUUUUAAGGGACAAGAAUUUUUUGAAAAAAGCGGUACUCAACUUUGUCAAUGCCCUUAUAAUAAACCACUUGGCCAGCUUGCUAAUUACAGAAAGCAACAAGAACGAGUUCCCGGUAGUUGUUUCGAAAUUGUUUGAGUAUGCCUAUGACUUGUCCGACACUGCAGUAUCGAAAUUGUCCAUUGUCCAGUUGAUAAACUUGGUGAAUGUCUUUGGAGAAGGCGGCAAGAUUACAGACAAAGAAGAUAGCUAUGGCCAAGCAUUACCUGCAGUUGAAGGCAUUGACGAGUUUUUGAUGGAAAAAGUUGUCAAUUUAUCAUUUGAGCUUCCUUUUCAAAAGCAAGAAUUUGAUUUGAGUGAUGCCCAAUAUAGAUUAAUAGCUCAGGAUAUAGCAAUGUUGCUCAAGACUUAUCAGCAGAAAAGGGGUGACAGUUUUGUAAAGUACUUAUCGACUUAUUUGACAAAUAUGGGAUUAGGUCAUGAUAUGAUGAAUGAGUUUUGCACAAGCUUGAUCAAUAUGGAUUCAAAAGAGUUUAAAAAGUAUUUUGUAUUGUUUAUUAGUAGGAUGAAAGGUGAUAAAUAA
This is a messenger RNA of Lodderomyces oxycetoniae, 3099 nucleotides long. Its product is annotated as Ran GTPase-binding protein. Gene Ontology annotation, cellular component: nuclear pore; cytoplasm; nuclear matrix. Gene Ontology annotation, molecular function: small GTPase binding; tRNA binding. Gene Ontology annotation, biological process: tRNA re-export from nucleus. NCBI's taxonomy places the organism in Eukaryota, Fungi, Ascomycota, Pichiomycetes, Serinales, Debaryomycetaceae. The coding region runs from base 1 to 3099 and encodes 1032 amino acids. The transcript has a single exon. The record is from RefSeq and is a predicted model, not a curated record.